UACCAUGGGGAAAAUGGAUUUUAACAGUAGAUUCAUGGAAUGAUUAUGGAUUAGAUGGUUUAAUCAAUGUAUUUGCGGAAGGAAUGAAAGAACUUGGAUAUGACACUAAUAUGGAUGUAAAUGGAGAAUCCCAAACUGGAUUUGCAAAAGUGCAAGGUACAAUUAUUGAUGGAAAACGUUGUAGUACUGCUAAAGCUUUCUUAAGUCCAAUUAAGAACAGAACAAAUCUAAAAAUUUCUAAACACUCUUUAGUGACCAAGCUAAUGGUGGAUAAAACUACUAAGACUGCACAUGGGGUGAAAUUUUUGGAUAAACAAGGUAAAGAGAUCCAAGUCAGAGCAAGAAAGGAAGUCAUUAUUUCUGCUGGUGCUAUAAACUCUCCACAGCUUCUAAUGUUAUCAGGAAUAGGACCUAGAAAACAUUUAGAAGAGUUGGGCAUUGAGGUGAUCCAAGAUUUGCCUGUAGGUGAGAAACUACAUGAUCACAUGAUAAUGGUAGGACUUGUGUUGUCUUUUAAUUACACACGAGAAAUCAAGUCAAUUACCGAUCAUAUGUAUGACUUUCUGAAAACAAGUAACAGCAAAUUAUCAAGUAUAGGUAUGUUGGGGUACUCAACUUUUAUAAAUACGCUUGAAAACAAAAUUGAUUUUCCAGACAUGCAGAUACAACAUGGUAACUUUGAUGUGAAUGAUGUAAAAUCACUUGCUUUAGCUUUAGAUCGUUUUGGUCUUAGGGAAGAAAUAAGUAAGCAGUAUCAUGAAAUCAAUUCCAAGAGAUACAUUGCACUGUUACUACCAACAUUGCUUAGACCGGCCAGCACAGGUAAGAUAUUGCUUUCAUCUACAGAUCCCACUGACAAACCACAAAUCAUAACAGGAUUCCUAUCAAACAAUGAUGAUUUUGAAACACUUUUGCGCACAACUGAGUUCAUUUCAAAAUUUUCCUCAACAAAAGCAAUGAGGAAACUAGACACACAGUUUCAUGAGAUAGCUCCACCUGCUUGUACAGUUCAUCCUUUAUCAUCAAGAGAGUUUAGAAAGUGUGCACUAAGACAUCUUACAUCGACCUGCUGGCAUCAGACGUCCACAUGCAAGAUGGGACGUGACGGAGACCCCACUGCGGUAGUCAACCCCCAACUGCAGGUGAGAGGUGUGAGACAGCUGCGAGUGGCGGACGCUUCCAUCAUGCCUUCAGUUGUCAGUGGCAAUAUCAAUGCGGCGGUCAUCAUGAUUGGUGAGAAGGCAGCAGACUUGAUCAAGGAAAGUUGGUUGUAGAAAUAUAUGGUUACAUCUUAUCAAAACUGAUGAAAAAUGUGGUUACAUCUUAAUGUAAUUACACAGGUUGGUGAAUAAAAAAAUUAUAUAAAUUGUACAGACUUAACUAAAAAGUUCACAGUUUUCACUUUAACUACCAUAUUAACUAUCACAGUUAUUCAUAUAUAUAUAUUCGAGUAUAUAUGAAUAUUGGAAAGUUUCCACCCAAAGAAGGCCAUUUUGAAUUUUGGAUAUACUGUAGUUAGAGUUAAUUAGUAAGUAAAAAAUUAAAGGCUGAACAAUCACUCCCUUUACAAUCUUGACAAAAAACUACAAUAAUUAUUACAGCCCAAUACUUUACAAAAGAAAAAAAAAAACAAUCCUUUUCUCAGUGUGUUGCCUGUUUGCCUAUUUCUUCUGUGAACUUUACCUUAUGAAUGGUAAAAAUACCAUAUAAACUUCUACAAUAUUAUAUUUUUAGUACUUUUUUAUGAUUAAUAGCAAGCAAUGUACACACAGAUAUGAUACAGAGCUGGAAAAAACUUGCAAAUAAAUAAUAAAUUGCUA
Messenger RNA from Homalodisca vitripennis (glassy-winged sharpshooter), 1820 nucleotides. RefSeq names its product choline dehydrogenase, mitochondrial-like. Lineage: Eukaryota; Metazoa; Arthropoda; Insecta; Hemiptera; Cicadellidae. The coding region runs from base 84 to 1274 and encodes 396 amino acids. The record is from RefSeq and is a predicted model, not a curated record. Gene Ontology annotation, molecular function: flavin adenine dinucleotide binding; ecdysone oxidase activity. The transcript has a single exon.